AUGGCCACGGAAGUUGAGAUGCCUGUCUCGAUGGUGCCGAUGCACCAGGCGCCCGAGUCCUCGAGCCCCAACUCAUCCACGGCUCCCGGUUCCGCCACCGCCACGUCCUCCAAGCGGACGCCUUCUCCCACUGCCUCGACUACUGGCCACGCCUCCGGCGGCAUCUCGAAGCGCCCGCCUCGCAAAAGCACCUUGACCCAGCAACAAAAGAACCAUAAGCGUCAACGUGCCACCCAGGAUCAGCUCGCCACACUCGAAGUCGAAUUCAACAAGAAUCCGACUCCCACAGCAAAUGUACGCGACCGUAUCGCAAACGAAAUCAACAUGACGGAGCGAUCCGUUCAGAUUUGGUUCCAAAACAGACGUGCCAAGAUUAAGCUGCUGGCCAAGAAGAGCCUCGAGACGGGCGAAGACAUCGACGCUAUCCCGGAAUCCAUGCGCAAUUACCUCGCCAUGCAGGCCAUGGAGUCUGGCAAGAGCCUCGGUGGCAGCUAUCUCGGCCGCAAUGGCCUUGUUCCCUUUGGCCAUGGAAACAUGCUUCUCGGUGAGCAGGCCGGCACGGGCAAGGUCCUCAUUCAACACCUCAGUUGUCGCUCCUUGAGCAUCGGCAAGUGGAACAGAGUCUGCCAGGCUACGAUGGAUCUCAUCAUCUUUUACUCCCCAGAGAAAUGUACCAUGACGUACUACAUCAACAGCGACCAGUCUGGCUAUAAGAUUGAGUACCCAUUUGCCUACAUCAAGAGCAUUUACCUGGAAAAUAGCGAAGGGGACCCUAUGAAGCUUGGCGGCAUCGUCAUUGAGCUUAACCGCCCGCCAAACUUCUUCAUGGACUCACCACCCUCAGCCGGCGGCUUCUAUCAGGUCGGCGACUUCACCGAAGACUCUCAGGCCUCGACCUGCCUUAUUCACCAUCUUGGCGGCACCCCCAAGGUCCUCAGCGGGCAGCUCGCUAAGCUCAUCUCCCUCGAGUCCUUCAUGAACCGUCACAACACGAUGGCCUUUGCCACUCCGAGCCCAAACGUCGCUAUGGAAGCCCACGCCAUCGCCGCCUCGGCCCCCGUCUCGCCCAUCCCUCGUCCCUCCUCGCAGCCCAACUUUGGCCCCAGCCACAUGGGUAUGAUGCCUGAUCAGAACCAAUGGGGCAUUGGUCAGAUGCACUCGGCCAUGCGUCCGCCCCAGGGCCACAAGCGCCAGAGAAGUCGAUCCGUCCCGGGUCCUAUUGACUUUGCCAUGUUCCAAAACCAGCCUAUGCCCUCGUUCUACAUCUCGGCCCCUACCGACAUGGGCCCGCCGCAAACACCGGGCGUUUACGCUCCCAUCCCUCAGCAGCCAAACAUGGCCAAUAACCUGCGCAUCGAUACCCAGGCCGGGUUUGGACUCGACAUGCGCCAGUAUCCCAUGUCCGCCACGACCGCCUCGCCCGCCGACUUCCCCCACAGCCCAAGCUUCUUCUCGCAGGGCCACGACGGCACGCCGCUGGCCACUCCUGGCUAUACUCCUGCGUAUGGCGGCGCAUACAUGUCGCCCAUGGUAGGCUCCGAGGCCAAUGGUCCAACGUCCUCGUCUCUCGGCUUCGCUGGCAACGAGCCCACCAUCGUCGACCAGUCCCCUCCCAUGGGCAUGAUGGGCCGGCCAGACUCAGCUGGCAUGUACCCGGGGCAAGACGGCUCCUGCGCAGUGUCGGAGGAUGGCACGACCCUCAACGACAUGUAUUCGAAGCACAGCCUCAUCUCGCCAAACUUUGUGCAACCACAACAAGCAGAGCUUGACAUGGACCAGCUGGUUCAUUUCGACGCGGUUGAUCCGUCGAGCCUUUCUCCCCCCGAAGCUGUUGCGUCGGGUCCUCAAUAG
Molecule: messenger RNA, 1851 nt
Organism: Cordyceps fumosorosea ARSEF 2679
Lineage: Eukaryota; Fungi; Ascomycota; Sordariomycetes; Hypocreales; Cordycipitaceae
Product: homeoprotein
Exons: 2
Coding region: 1-1851 (616 amino acids)
Biological process (GO): regulation of transcription by RNA polymerase II; cell differentiation
Molecular function (GO): RNA polymerase II cis-regulatory region sequence-specific DNA binding; DNA-binding transcription factor activity, RNA polymerase II-specific
Source: RefSeq, a predicted model, not a curated record